Rotaria sp. Silwood1 is the source of this 594-nucleotide messenger RNA. NCBI's taxonomy places the organism in Eukaryota, Metazoa, Rotifera, Eurotatoria, Philodinida, Philodinidae. The record is from the annotation of a GenBank genome assembly.
AUGCAAAUGUCUGUUUUAUCUAUUGCUUUUUUAUGUUUCUUAAUAUUACCAGUUGAUUGUUUUAACGGUCCAUAUGAUCCAUAUGAUUCAACAUGUAAUUGUACUUCAAUAUCAUCGAAUGGUAAUGUUUGUCUUCAGUAUACUUGUAUAACUAAAAGACGUGAAUCAAAAUGCUUUCCUGGUCGAAGUACUGUUAUAACUGAAUAUGGUUCAAUGAAAUCUUUAUCAAAUAUAGAAAUUGGUGAACGUGUAUUAGUUAUGAAUAAAGAAAAUAAAUUAAUUUAUGAACCUAUUGAAGGUUUUAUUCACUUAAAACGCCAUGGUUUCUUUAGUUUUUUAUUAAUUAUUAUGGAAAUUGACGAUCAUAGAAAUAUUAUAACAUCUUUAUUUAUAUCACCUAAUCAUUUAAUAUUCUUAGCAAAUGAUACAGAAUUAAAAUCUGCUAUAUUUGCUAGUCAAUUGCAUUUAGAUGAUCAUAUACAAUAUGUUUAUAAAAAUGAAAUUAUAUCAGCUAAAAUUAAAAAUAUUUAUUUAACUAUACAGGAAGGUUAUUAUGCACCAUUAACACCAUCAGGUACAAUUAUAAUUGGAUAA